Molecule: messenger RNA, 3021 nt
Organism: Durusdinium trenchii
Lineage: Eukaryota; Dinophyceae; Suessiales; Symbiodiniaceae
Source: the annotation of a GenBank genome assembly
GAGCUUGUGCGGGUGUGGGAUGCCAUCGAUGCCUUGCAGGCAGCGGACCAGGAGCGCAACUGCCAGCUGGAGCAGCUGACUCACACCUGCCACGAGCUGGCUGAAGCGCGGCAAGGUGUCCUGGCCGAUGUGGAUGGCUGUCAAUCCAACACCAGGCAGUUGGAAGCAGACCUGCGCAGCCUGGGCGCACGCGUCGAGGCGGUCGCGUCCAGUGCGGCGCAUUGUUCCAAAGAUGUGGCGGACGUGAAAGCCCGCGCUCGUGAUGUGGAGAAGUCGCAGCUGCACUGCCACGAGCUACUGCAGCAACGCACCAGCGAACUGCAGGAGCUGUUGGAACGGCGCACCUAUGAGUCAUCGGGCAAGCUGGAGGCCACCUGUCAGGCCUUGCGCUUGGCGGACGCCGAGCGCCAACGGCAGCUGGAACAGCUCAGUCGCAGCUGCGACAGCCUGGCCGAAGCACGGAAAGGCAUCGUGGCUGAAGUGGACAGCUGCCAUUCCAUCGACAGGCAGCUGGAAGAAGCAGUGCGACGCUUGGACGGCCGUGUGGAACGUGCGAGCUCCCUGGCCCUGCAAUGCUCCGAAGGUGUGGCCGAUGCGAAAGGCUUCGCGCGGGAGCUCUCGGAGAAAGUGCUGGCGCAGUGCGGCGAGCUGCUGGAAAACCGUAGUUUGGAGAUGAAGGAGCUGCUCGAGCAACAAGCCGCCGAGGCCAUCUCGAAGAUGGAGGUCCUCAAGGUGUCGAACAACGAGUGUCACCAGCAGCUGGACUUCCUCUCGCGCGCCCUGGCGGAGCUCUCCGAAGCUCGCCGAGGCAUGUUCGCCGAAGUUGAAAGUUGCCAAUCCAGUGACCGGAAGCUUGAAGAGAGCCUCCGGCGAAUGGAGAACCGCGUGGAGCGGCUCUCUUCCGUGACCACGCAGUGCUCCGAAGGUCUGAAUGAGCAGAAGACCUUGGCACAGCAGAACACCGAGAAGGCACAACUGCAAUGCACCGAGCUACUGGAGCUCCGCAUCCGCGAGCUCAAGGAGCAGCUGAAGCAUCGAGAGGAGCUCAGCAGCAACACGGCUAAGGAGGUGAAGGCUCAGGGUGAUGCCUUGGCUCAGUUGGCUCGGAAGCAAGAGCUCACCGUGGAGUCCUUGCAGGCAGGACACGGGGACCUGAGACGCUCGGUGGAAGCGCAGUUCCGGCGACAGGAGCAGUUGGAGCGCCAAGGGAGCGAGUCGUCCGCCGCUUUGCAGGCCUUGCAGGUGCUGGUGGUGGAGCGCGGCCAACAGUUGGAACGCGUCUCCAAGGUCUGCAGCGAGCUCUCCGAAGCGCGCAAAGGCAUGGUCACCGAAGUGGAAAACUGCCGCUUGAUCCAGAGGCAGUUGGAAGACGCCCUGCAUCGCGUGGAUGCACGAUUAGAAUCCGUCUCCUCCGUGGCAGCUCAAUGCUCGGGAGGCGUGGUGGACGUGAAGGCCUUCGCACAGGCGGCGGCCGACAAAGCCCGCAACGAGGCCUUCGCGCAGGGCCGGGAGCUGCUGGAGCUCCGCAGCGGCGAGCUGAAGGAGCAGAUGGAUCGCAAAAUGGGAGAGAUGGUGCCCAAAGUGGAGGCACUGAAGCUCUCCAGCAAUGAGCAUCAUCAGCAACUGGAGCAGCUCCUCGAGCAGCGCAAAGGCCUGCUGUCGGACGUGGAGCAGUUGCGGGCGAGCGGCAGGCAGUUGGAAGACACCCUUCGGGGGCAGGGCGUGCAGCUGACGCAAGCUCUGCAAGGCGUGGUGGAGGCGAAGUCCAUGGCAGAGAAAGGGGCGACGCGUGCGCGGGAACAACUGGAGAGCCGCAGCGUGGAGUUGAAGGAGCUGGUCGAGCAGCGCUUCGGAGAGGGCUCCGUGAAGUUGGAGGCACUGCGUGCCAGUGACAGCGAGCAGCUGCAGCAGCUGCAGCAACUCGCGAAGACGUGUGCGGAGUUGGGCGAGAGCAGUCGAGGAUCAACGGCUGGCAUUGAGAGCUGCCACAGGCAACUGGAGGAAGCGGUCCGCCGUGUCGACGCUCGCUUCGAACGGAUGGCGGUCAUGACCUCCCAAUGCGCCGAAGGCACCUCGGAGAUGAAAAGCUUCGUGCGCGAGGUCACGGAGAAGACGGCCUUGCAAUGCAAGGACCUCUUGGAGAAUCGCCACUCCGAGAUCAAGGAGCUGGUGACGCAACUUCGCCAAGAGACGAGGAGCAUCGAAAAGGAUGGUCGAAGUCAAAAAGAUGAAGUAUCUGAGCUCAAGAAGCAGAAGGAAAGUCUGGAGACGACACAGGAGCUGCUGAAGAGACAGACCUUGGACAUGGCCAGCGAUCUGCAGGCGCUGAAGCUGGCGGACGCGGAGCAGGUCACGCAGCUGGAGCGGCUCUCGCGGGCCUUGGCCGAGCUCACCGAGAUGAAGAAAGGCAUCAGUGCGGACUUCGAGGUUUGCCGAACCUUCGACAGGAAGCUGGAAGCAGCACUGCGAAGCAUGGAUGAGAAGAUCUCCAUCGUGGAUGCCCAGUGCCGAGAAGGAUUCGCGGACCUCAAAGUUGCACAAGAGACCGCCGACAAGGCACGGGAAGAGCAACUGCACUGCUGGCAUCAGCACAGUGAGCAGUUGGAGCAACGAGCAUCCGAGAUCAAGGCGCUGAAGACGCAGUGGAACGACGUGUCGCAGCAGAUGGAGCAACUGAUGGAAGCUCGUCGAGGCAUGCGCACAGAGCUGCAAGGCUGCCAAACAGCCGAGAGGCAACUGGAGGGCCGUUUGGAGCGGCUCUUCGCCAUGGCCACGCAAUGCUCCGAAGGUUUGGGCGAAGUGAAAGCCUUCGCGCGCGAGUGCUCCGAGCGCGUGCAGCAGCAAAGCAAAGAGCUGGCAGAGCAACGCCUGGGCGAAGUGAAGGCCCUGGCAGGUUUGCUGAAGCCUCUGCAUUCGAUUCUGCAAGCAACGAUGCAUGGUUGUUCAUCCAAGUUGUGCACUCACGACCAGAUCACCAGCAUCUCCAUUUGGUCAGGAACUGGUGGAGCGGCGGUCAGCUGA